CCCAUUGGCUCUCUCCCUCUCUCCCCCGAUUCACUCACUCAUCGGGUCCUUCGCGUUGUUUUUUCUCCCACUCUCUCCGUCUCUGUGACGGACCCUGUGGAGUGAAGCGCACUCACACCCUCCAGCACAGUUGCGCUGAUCUUCCAGAUAUUCGCUGCAGCAGGUUGCCCUUGCGGGUGGCUCAACCACCUUCCCAGAACCACAGUUUUGUUUUGUUUUUUGACCGAGUAAAGACAGUUUCUGUUGGCACCGUGCUUUUACGCAUGGAGGUUGGAACCAGCCUGCUCACAUUUACGCAUGGCUGUAUCUCUUCUUUUCGGAAGAUGCUGCCGGGCUUAUGAGAGCUUGUCAGGGCGUCAAGAAGGGUGUAAAAAGUGAGCAACGAUGCGGGGCACAGAGCUUCUGCUCGGCUACUUUCUGGUUAAAGUUAUGGUGUGCGACGCGGAGGGCGAGCCGGGUCAAACCGUCGACGACUUCAUGUUCGUCACCGGGUUUAACGACUCGAAGGAAGAGGAGAGCGAGGUCACGGAGAACCCGCACACGGAGGACAAGUGUCGCGGCUACUACGACGUGAUGGGUCAGUGGGACCCGCCGUUCGUGUGCAGGACGGGCAGCUACCUGUACUGCUGCGGCACCUGUGGCUUCAGGUUCUGCUGCGCGUUUAAAAGCUCCCGGCUGGACCAGACCACCUGUAAGAACUACGACACCCCGCCGUGGAUGAUGACAGGCAGACCUCCGCCGAAAGUGGACGUGGCCCUGGAAUCCGCGAAGGAUAAGACCAACCUCAUCGUGUAUGUCAUAUGCGGAGUCGUGGCCAUAAUGGCACUAAUAGGGAUUUUCACCAAGCUUGGUUUGGAAAAGACGCACCGUCCGCACAGAGAAAACAUGUCCAGAGCUCUUGCACAUGUGAUCCGGCACCCUGCCUCAGACACAGACGACAUCGGACUCGGUCAGCACUACGAGAACAUACAAACCAGAGUCACGGUCGACAGUUUCCACAGCAAUCAGAUGAACAAUGUGGCUCAAGCAGCAGGUUUGAUCAGUCAGCCGUACCCAGCUGUGGGCCAGAUCACCAGCCCUUAUGAACAACAGAAGCCUGUCAAGGACCUCAACAAGUACUCCACACUCAAGGCUGUCGCAGAGAAAGCUAAUGACAGCUUCCACAGCAACCGGAGGCAAGUGAUGGAGAUGACGGCCAAGGGCAGCCUCCCCAUGGACGGUGUGGACAUGGAGCCAGAGCCGAGUAACCCUUAUAGCCCGCCCAGACAGCUGGCUUCAAAGCAGAACGGAUACAAGUACAGGAGCCCCAGGAGCCACAGCACCCAGUCACUGUCCUACAGCUCCAGCACCGCCGCCAGCCCGGGCGUGCCAAGAUCCUGGGAGAACAAGGACACACUGGGACUCCGACAGAACUACGGCCCAAAGAAACUCUGCAUCAUAGAAAAGGAGCUGCACACCACUCGCUACAUUCCUCCACAGCCGUACUUUGUCACCAACAGCAAGACAGAAGUGACCGUAUGAGGGACUGUCUGAACAUCAGGCUUCAAACUAGUCUGCGUUUUAAGAGAGACAGUAGCUGUGCACUGUGGGUAGCUUUUUCAAGAAAGCAGCAUGGACUGUAGCAUGUGCAUUUGUGUAUGUAACGGCAAGCACUGGAAACAGCACCUAAAGGUGAAGUGUACUGUAACGGGACUGUGUGUCAAUCACUGUGUCUCAGAAGGGCACAAUAUGUUGUGUUUGAUAUCGAUGUAAUCCAACAUAGCUCAUAUAUUACAGACGAGAUGAGGCGUGACACAUUAAAUACUGUCGUCAGUAUCUACUGAAGAGAUAUCAGGUCCUUAAAGUUAAAAUACAUUAUGUCAUUUUUAUUAAAGUAACAUUGUGUAAUUUAGAAAGAAAAAAAGUCUUUAUUUAUCUCGUCAGAUCUGAGUUGCCUGCAGUUGAUUGGGUUUCAAUUAAAUUUGUAACUAGACCAUAGAUACUGUUAAUCGUCAAGAAGCGUUCAUGUGCUGAAGAGAACAAAUGUGUUGAUCCGAUAGGUGCUGGAUAAAGUGGAGCAGGUUUCUGUUCCAUGCUCUCAAUGUGAGCCAUCUCAAACAUCACUUACAGUUGUAUUACGGUGUCUCAAAACUCAAACUUAAGUAAGAACUGUACUUAUUUAAGAAAAAGACUGUCAGAGAAGCGCAAGUUGUUAGGGUUUGUUUCCAAAAUGCCUUUGACUUUUGAAGAUUCUUUAGCUAGGCUGAAUCAUUCAGUGUUAAAUAUAUAGAGGGAUCAGUCUUUCAGUGUUCCUGUUGAUUUAAUGACUUAACACCCAUUAAAAUGUCCAUUUAAAUAUCGUGAAUAGUGUCACUUUCUUAAAGUGGUAGACGUCACACUGAAGGAGAAGAUCCAAACGCAUUGGGAACAGAGAUCACAGUGGGACGUACUGUAACUAGGAGAAAUAUUCAGUAGCUGCAGUGUGAACAACCUGUGUCGUGUUGGUGUAAUAGUGCCUCUCACCAGUAUCAGCAUGUGUGUGAUUAUCCUACUGUACAUGAAGCCCCGGUAUUAGAACAGUGAUUGGUUUUAUUCUUAGUAAUCCAUUAUGUUCAUUUUCAGUGUGGUGGCUGAGAGUUCGCUUCAUACUCAAGCCUCUUGGCUUUUAUACAACAUGUAUGUAAUUUUAUGUGACUUUAAUCUCACAUUUAAUGAAUGUAUCUAGUCUGAAAGGAGCAGCAAUUGGCGCAUUCAGUGUUGGAGGUUAACAGUUACUUUUCUUUUCAUUGCUUCUGGGACCACUAACCCUAACCUUAACCCUAACCUUGACCCUAACCCUAACACACCCGGAAACAUUUAUGGCUGACUGAUACAAGCAACCCGCAACGCAACAAUGUUUAGCAGGUCUGCUUGAACUACUGUGCAAAAUUCCAAGCUGAAAGUCGCCGGAAAACUCAUGCCAACUAAUGGCAACUCAACAACAUUCACGCCACACUUGGUGAAAGAAGUACACUUGGUUACACCGAUUUCUCGGCCAAGCAGUUUAAUUUCGUUCACGCCUUACUGCAAGUCUUACUCAUGCGGUUGACUAUUUGAAGCAGCUGGAUACAAGGCUGCACUCAGAGCUGCUACACAAGUGGGAAGUGGAACCUGCUGGUGUAAAAAGUGCAAUAUAUAUAUAUUUAACAAGGCCCGAAAUGAUGCACAUUGUAUUCGGGUGGUUGUUAUUCUCACAAACUUUUGACCAGACUGUAUGCACAAUUUUCCAUAAUGUACACAUAGACUGAAGUAUCCUGUCACAUACUUACUGUGUUUAUUUUCCAGCUCUGUGACAUCUGUUCGGUCACCUAAGACAAUGCUGUAUAGUCACUACUGCCGACUGUUAUUUUUUUGUGAUUGCAAAUGGUUUUAUUUCUUCGGCAUCAAUACUGAAGUCACUGUAAUGAAAGUAUAACACUUUUACACUUAAAGAUCUAGUGUAAUACCGCCACUUAAAACAUGCUGUGUAUAACAUACACCCAUUGAGGAAUGCCUCCUUUACCACAGCUUUUGGUUAUCCUUUUUUUUUUUUAUUUAUCUCAUCUGAAUAUGCAUUUGAUUACCCAACUAUUACUAAUCGAUGCUAUGUCUCUAUUUACGACACAAGGUUACUUUUGUUAAAGCAAACAUUUCACAUUUCCUUUUCAGUGCAGUCUUGGAUGUUCCAAGGCUCAUGAAACAUUUUCUCAACGUGGAAAACCUCCCCAGCAGCUUUUGCGGUGAAACAAGGUUUUGGAGAAUGAUACAUGUCAACAAUGAGAACUUAUUUUUACGUUUUAGAUUUACAGGAAAGGUUCUUGGCCAGUGAACAACUAUAACUCACCAGUUCACACUGGUGAACUCACGCUGGUGAACUUCGUUUAACAUCCCAUGUCAGCAAAUUUCUGAUGCUGUUUUGGAUCCUGUAAGUGGCUCGUUCAACUCACCAACCUCUUUAUUUAGAAAUAAAAACCUCUGACUGAUUGCUGAACCUGCCAGCAGAAAGAAAUUAAAGCACAUCUAUAUUUCUGUCUGGCUCUCUCGGCCGACGCUCUUCUCCAACACCGCACCAGAUGGUAUCAUAACGUGGAAGAGGCCCAGAGUGCAGCCAAAGGACCUCUCUCAUAUAAUACAUUACAGUCUGUUCUAGUGUGAGUAGAAAAGGUGUCAUUAUGCUGUCAACAUUAAAAUUAUUUUUUAA
This is a messenger RNA of Mugil cephalus (flathead mullet), 4198 nucleotides long. It is a transcript of the gene shisa9b, whose product is annotated as shisa family member 9b. The coding region runs from base 385 to 1521 and encodes 378 amino acids. The transcript has 4 exons. The record is from RefSeq and is a predicted model, not a curated record. Gene Ontology annotation, cellular component: dendritic spine membrane; AMPA glutamate receptor complex; postsynaptic density. NCBI's taxonomy places the organism in Eukaryota, Metazoa, Chordata, Actinopteri, Mugiliformes, Mugilidae. Gene Ontology annotation, biological process: regulation of short-term neuronal synaptic plasticity; regulation of AMPA receptor activity.